GAAAUAAGUUGUUGCUGGGCACUUCCGUUUAUUAAAAUGACAGUGUACACCCUAUACAUAUUUGACAGAAAUGGAACAUGUUUGUACUAUACUGAGUGGAAUAGGAAAAAGCAGUCGGGCAUGAGCAAAGAUGAGGAGUUCAAGUUGAUGUAUGGCAUGAUACAUUCCAUUAAGUCUUUUGUGCAGAGAAUUUCACCAACAGAUUUAAAAGAAGGAUUUUCAAGCUUUAGAACUAGCAGAUACAAAUUGAAUUUUUAUGAAACACCAAGUGGUAUGAAGUUUAUCAUGACUACUGAUUUAACAGUGGGAAACAUCAAGGAUGUUUUACAUCAAAUCUACAGCAAUAUAUAUGUCGAAUAUGUGAUACGGAAUCCACAGUGUGAAUUAGGACAACCCAUCACAAGUGAAUUGUUCCAAAACAAACUGGAUGAAUAUGUCAGAGGACUAUCAAUCUUCCCUACAAGGAUAUCAUAACACACUUUUUAUAAUUUACUAUUAGUGUAGCAUAUGAGACACAAGUAAAAUAUCUUUGAAAAAGUUUCAUGUUUAGUAAUCUUUGAAAAGUUAGAGUUUCUUCUCUGAAGAAGCUUGCUUUGAUGUUUCAACAAACUACAUGCACAUGGUGUAAUAUUUAAUUUAACAUACAAGUUUUAAAGUGUAAUAUGAUUGUCUAUGGUUUACUGAUGUUAUUAAAUGAGAUAUAAAUCAUAGAUGAAGUUUCAUGUCAAUAAAAUCAGUCACCAACUAAA
Saccostrea echinata is the source of this 749-nucleotide messenger RNA. RefSeq names its product trafficking protein particle complex subunit 1-like. Gene Ontology annotation, biological process: endoplasmic reticulum to Golgi vesicle-mediated transport. NCBI's taxonomy places the organism in Eukaryota, Metazoa, Mollusca, Bivalvia, Ostreida, Ostreidae. Bases 37 to 474 code for a protein of 145 amino acids. The record is from RefSeq and is a predicted model, not a curated record. Gene Ontology annotation, cellular component: TRAPP complex. The transcript has 4 exons.